Lucilia sericata (common green bottle fly) is the source of this 343-nucleotide messenger RNA. RefSeq lists its product as uncharacterized. The coding region runs from base 1 to 318 and encodes 105 amino acids. Lineage: Eukaryota; Metazoa; Arthropoda; Insecta; Diptera; Calliphoridae. The record is from RefSeq and is a predicted model, not a curated record. The transcript is spliced from 3 exons.
AUGAAACUCCAUAUUUGCUUAUUAGCCCUAAUAAUUGGAAUAUGUUUUACAUCUUUAACUCAGGCCUACACCACUAGUCAUACUGAAAUUGUUAAGCACACCGACUCCUUAGAUCCCAGCAAAGAUGGUUUUUGGUCUGAGAAAAAAUCCUGGAAAUCACGUUGGGUUAAAUACUGGAAACCCAAAACUAUAUAUGUGCCCAUCUGGAAAAAGGUCUGGUCACCUAUAAUACAAAAGGAAUGGGUACCUUUACCCAACUCACCACCUGGUUGGUCUAAAUCGAAUAGUAAUACAAAAUUCAGUGAAUACAAAUAUUAAGAUAAAACCUAUUAAAAACCUAAAU